This is a messenger RNA of Symbiodinium necroappetens, 8543 nucleotides long. The record is from the annotation of a GenBank genome assembly. Lineage: Eukaryota; Dinophyceae; Suessiales; Symbiodiniaceae.
GUUGGCCGCACCCGUCGCAUAUGCAAGAGGGCCAGGUAUGCAAGGACAAGAAUGAUCGCGAUGAUGAAGAUGAUGACUUGGGUGAUGGUGUGCCUGCUAGCACUUCGGGGCUUAAGAUGCUUUCCUUCGAGACCUUGUCUAUGGCUUCGGGAUCCAGCAGCUCCUCAUCCGCCACGCUGUCCAGUGGCAGCCUGUCAAGGAGUGAUUCCGAGGUGAGUCGUUUGGCUUCGCAGCUACAGGGACUUCGUUUGGUUGGCAAGAAGGACUCUGCGGUUUCCAAUGUCACGACUACAGCAAGCUUGCGUGAUUUUGAUCGAAAGCCAAAUGCUGUAGCCAAGCCUACGGACUCGAAAGAGCUUCCUGCUAAUCCCGGAAAGAUCUUGGCUUCCAGUGUUUUCGCUGAGCUUGCUGCAGCACUGCCUGUCGAAGCUUCCAAAGGCUUCCCCUUGAGCAAGCAGUAUGCAGGGGCCUUCGCCGCUGGGGAUGACGAUGAUCAUCAUUCCGAGGCACCUGAGGUUGCUGAGCCGGUGUGUAAGAAGGCCAGAUGGGUGCCCGCAAAGAAUGAUGAGAAACCGAAGAGCGAGUCAGGUUCCAAAAAAACGGGGCCCACAAAGGAUGAUGAGAAUCCGAAGAGCAAGGCAGGUUCCAAAAAAACGGGGCCCAACACGAAGAAACCUUCAGCUUCCGAAGAUGCACCACUUGACCCAGACUUCGAGCCUUACCUCCCGAACCUCUACAGUGAGAAGCGGUUGGCUUUCAUCGAUGCUAAUGCUGUGCAGUACGGUAAAAGGGAGGCGGCCAAGAUGUGGAACACGUCGCUUCAGAAGGCUAAGAUGCUGGCGGGUGUGGGCUUACGGGAGCUUAAGAAGAGGAAGUUCGUGCCGAAGGACACUGCCGAAAAUCCGUUUGUCAAGAUCGUCAAGCAGGGCCUCCUCGGUAGUUGUGACCAUAUGGUUGUGUCUGAGCUGCACGCGAUGCGGGCACCGCCCAUCCUUAUGCUUAUCGUCAUCAUGCUGAUGUGGUACCCUCGUGCGGAAUGUGUUCAGGACCGGGACUUCGUCGAGCUCUUUUGUGGGAAGAUGGAGAUAUCUGCCGCACUGCGGCGUGCAGGACUCCGCGGCACCUCCCUCGACAUCGAGCUGGAUGCACGGACAAUGGAUUUCCUGAAGCCGGCGGGCUUUCUGAGCUACACGAGGGGCUUUGCUGAAUUCCUGGCUGGUAUCUUCCUGGAGCUCCGGUCGGAGCCCUUCUUUCCUGAGAACCACCGGCCGGGAUUGGGAUCUGAUGCUCUGCGGAAAUCCGACUACGAGCUCUUCGUGCAGGCUCAAGCCGUCGACGUGCUAUUGUACAUCUCGAAAUCCAAAUCCCUGCAGCUUCCUGGAAACUGGGCCAAUGUGCUCCAGAUGGUUGGCUUGGAUGGCUGCCGUGAGAAAACCGUGAAAAAUGUGAUUUCACGCACAGCACUUUUCCACGAGGAAGAGAAGCCGCAAGUGGCCGAUGUCAUGGCUAUGCUUAAAGCAAAGGGAUUGCUUAAUCGUGCUCCAGAGGCCGAAGCUGCAGCUGCUGUCGAGGCGAAACCGGAGGUGCAAGCAGAGCCUACGGUUGAGAGCCGGGUCCGGAUUUCGGGCAAGCGCAAACUCGAAGAAGCUGCCGCUGAAGCCACGAAGCCCAAGCAGAAGAGGGUAAGUGAACCCCAGAAUCCAGAGGAUGCCCAGAAGAUACCCGAGGAUCAAGCCCAGAAGAAGAAACCCAAGGAUCAGUCCCAGAAACCCAAGGAUCAGUCCCAGAAGAAAGGCAAGGAUCAGUCCCAGAAACACCAGGAUCAGUCCCACAAGAAAGGCAAGGAUCAGUCCCAGAAACACCAGGAUCAGUCGACCCAGAAGAAUCCCGAGGAUCAGCCCCAGAAGAAUCCCAAGGAUCAGCCCCAGAAGAAACCCAAGGAUCAGUCGACCCAGAAGAAACCCACGAAGGUGAAGGAGCCAGCUGCUGCCGAGGCCGAUGCCGACGAGGGAUCCGAGUCGUCGUCGGAGGGUCCUUUUGUGGAGUGGCCACCCGAGAAGCCCAUCGGGCCGUUCUUGGAGGUGGGGCUUGAUGUGAUGGUGGAUUGGGCAAACUUGGACAACGUCUGGCAGGCUUGCAAGGAGUCAGAGAAAGACUUCUACAAAAACCUGGAGUAUGAGGAGCUCUUGCAGAUGAUGGAGACUGCUCUCGGUCCCAGGCCUAAGCACGUAGUGAAGCCUGUUGAGGUUGAAGAUGAUGGUGCAGUAGCUGCUGAGGAGAGGCACCCAGGCCCCGUGUUGGAGGACAGUUCUCUGAAGCAAACAGAAGAGCAAGAACAGUCUGAGGAAGAAGACGGCGACGAUGACGAGCAAGACGACUUAAUGGAGGAACAGGAGGAGGAACAGGAGGAGGAACAGGACGAGGAACAGGACGAGGAACAGGACGAGCUGCCGAAGCCUAAGCAAGCAAGCCCCGCGAAGGUUAACGACUGGAAUGGUGUCCAAAGCCCUGCCACAAAGAAUGAGACCACCCGGAGCCCCAAAGAGGUGAUGCCAACUGACCUGAACAACAAGUUCAAUGGUGUCCAACGGUCGAACUCCGAAAGGUCGAUGACAACCUUGAUUCUGGGUGCCCAGCAGGCCAACGACCAGGCAUACGCGUUGGUGAGUGCAUCUCAAGUUGCAAGCGAUAGCGACCUACGAAGUCUCGUGACAACGAUGCAGUCAGAGAUCACUAGGUUGAAGGCACUGCUGGAUGCGAAGCCGGCCGCCUCGCCUGCCAAAGCCUCGGUCGAGCCCGAGGAGGGUGAGCCCCAGGGUGAGAAGGAUGAAGAGGGUGAGGAGGAUGGGGAGGAGUAUGAUGAAGGUAAUGAGGAGGAGGAGGGUGAGGAGGAUGAGGAGGAAGGGGUGUCAGACCACGAAACCCCGCCGCCCAAGCGUGCAAAGCCUGCUGAUUCGGUUGCCAAAGCCAAGAAUCCUAAGGGGCCCAACUCAAGCUCCCACCGUGCUGAAUGGAUGAAAUUCACUCGCCGAAUGGACAGCCAGGGCUCCGAAUUCCCCGAAAUGACCAAGAUGUGGAAUGGAACCAAAGAGGAACAGCAUGCAGUGUUUGCACAGUGGCUGGAGAAGGAGAUGAACAUGGGCAACACCGAGGCCCAGCUGAUCAUUACCAAGUCGAAAUCCGCAGAGGUGAAGAGCGGCUACGAGGAGCUCACCGUCAAGGAAAUGGUGAGAAGAGGAUUCAGUGCGACAAAGAUCGAGAGCAUCGUCAGAAAGGGUGGAACCCCUGACCCCGAUGCCCCUCACUGCCUCGAAUCCAUCGUUUACCUUUGCCGGAAGAAGAGGGACGUGGACGAAUCCGAGAAGAUUUCCCAAACCGGAGAAGUGAAAGGAAAAAUCAAGGCCAGUGCCAAGGCCGUGGCCCUUCUGAUGCAUCUGACUGGAAUGCCGGCUCCAUCGGGAGCGGCCUCGGGCAGCACCGAAGCUGUUUUGCAGAUUGCUGCGAAUGUUUUCGCUGCGGGCGAAGCUGGCGCCGCCCCGAAGAAGCUCCCGAAGGCCAAGGCGAAAUCCAAGGGAAAAGCUGCUCUCCAAGCCCCCAAGACAAUCAAAGACCGUUUGGAGGAUUGCCGCAAAGAGCUCAAGAAGGAGUACAAUGCGGCCAACAUAUGCUACGACCUGCCGAAAACCAACAAGUUGCGAACGGAAAUGGAAAAGCAUAAGGGCGACCUGGAAAACCAGAUGGAUCUGAUGAAAGAAUUGGAUGAUGAUGGUGCCGAGGAUUUCUUGGACGUUCGACGACGUCUAUCCUACGAGAUGAACUUGCUAGCCAAAACCAUUGGCCGUGGGUAUUCAUCAGUCAAGCAUGCUGCAGAGCUUGCAAGGUUUCUUCUGUUUCUCUGCCAAUGCUGGAUGAUGAUCACAAUGUUGUCUGGCGUUGGUGCGAUGGCCCGUGCCGGUCAUCUUGAUAUGCUGGUCGCUGACUGGGAUAUGGUUCCCGGCUACUGGAGUGAUGAAGCCACUGCUGUGAACGAGCAAUGGAUGUUUCUUAUGUUUACGAGUGAUCUGUGCCCUUCGCCGGGAAACUCUGUGGCCCGGCUAUAUGCCUUCGUGACUGGCUUUCGCGGGGACUGGAAAGCACUUCGACAAGCUUUCAACUUCAAUCGGUAUGCCGACCGCGACAAGGCCGGUUUUUUUGGUGUGGGAACCAUCGAGCAUUCACUGGCUGAAGCUACACGUCGGCUUAAGCUGUAUGCCAAACAGAAGAAGCUGAACCUUCGCUUGAAAAAGCUGACGAAGUCGAAAAGUUCUGGCUUUGACACCUACAUCGUGCAGCAAUGGGUGCUGCAUGAAAUCAGUUCCGUUGCAGACUCGGGUUUGGAUGGAAACUUGGUUCUGGCUCUUUGGGCCAGCAAUCAUUGCAUUUCACUGUGGUCGAAUAAUGGAACCCGUUGGCUGAGUGACGAUGAGAAGCGGAAUGUCCGCGAAGCUGGGGUCCUGUACUUGAGAUCCUAUAUAUCUUUGGCCGAGAAGGCCAUUGAAGAGCAGAGACGAUUGUACCGCAUACGCCCAAAGCUCCACUUGUUGCACCACCUGUUUAUAAAAGAUGGCUACGCAAACCCCCACUGCUACGCGACGUGGAUGGACGAGGAUGCCCUUAAGCAUCUUAUGCGAACUUUGAAAUGUACAGACAAAAGGACGGCCGAGGUCCCGGCCCCAGGGCCGACGAUCGUCGAUGAUCACAUAGGUGUACGGCUCAAGGUUUCCGCUCUGAUGCCCAUGCUGCGUGUGGCUCAAGCGUUUGUGAUGCUCUUGAUGCGUUCUCAAAAGUUUUUGAUGCUAUGCCCGGGGCGCCCGCGGAGCGGUGCUGCACUCGCCUUCGCAGCGCUUUGGACUAUGAUUUCUUGGCUAACCCCAGGGGAAUGCUUGAGAGAUCAUGCGUUCCACAUCAUGGAAGAUGUGGGAGGGAUGAUCCGAAUGGCUGAGUCCCUGCCGACGGACGAGUACUACUCGUUGCUCCGAGCGGACAUGGGAGCGAAGCACCCCAAGGUCGACCCUCGCCUGUUGGAUCACUUGGAAACCCUGGAAGCUUUCUUGGAUACGUCCAUAAUGGCCGGCGUGAGCUUUGGGACGGAGAAGGCUAAGAUAGCAGUGACCGAAGGAGAACUGCUGGGUCACGUGGUCGGCAGGCGAGGUGCGUCGGUUCAGAAAGAGAAGACGCACGCGAUAGUGAGGUUUCCGCCGUUGAAAGAAAAGGUGCAGGUGCAGCAGUUCCUUGGCUGUACCAACUUUCUGCGGUACUACCUCCAGCCCCAAUACGCGCAUUGCGCAAAGAUUCUUGGCGACUACGUCAAAGGGAAGGAAUUCCCUGAGGCGGGCUUGGGGCCUGGAGAGUCGUUGGGAGAUCUUGCUGUGCGCGCUAUCAAAUUGAUGGCGAAGCGCACAAUAGAACUGUCUGUGGUAGAUGAGAUCGCCGCGAUCUGUGGGCAGCGACCGCUGGAACAGAUCGCAGACAGUUCUGGAUACGCUGUUGGUGGAGUGGCAGUGCAGAUGCGUGAAGUCCGUCGGGCGGUGAAAGGGAUGCUAGGAUUUUCCUUGGAAGAGUUUCUUGGAGAAGAGGAGUCGGGGAAAGUGAUUCCUUGGUCUCUGCUAAGCGACGUCGAGGCCGCUGUGGAACCGGUGGACUUGAUGACUGGCAAGAAAAUGCGCCCGGGAUCCUUGGAUCGUUCCGACCAGGAUUCGGGUGCAGGGGGCGGAAGCUCUGAGCCAGCGUCGUCCCACCCGUUUUGUUGUUUUUCUCGGAUUUUGGCUGAGUCCGGGGCGGUUCCAGUCCUGAAAGUGUUGUAUGUACCAGACUACUGCACAGAAGGGGAACGCCUGAGUAAAACCACGGAGCUGAGCAAGUUUUUAGCGCGAAGUUUGCCGGGUUUUCAGCCGAGAAUCUCGUUGGAAGAACCCCCGUUUGAGGAUAUCGACGGGACAGGACUGCAUUUUGAGCGGCAAGGCAAGGCUCGGCUUACUGGUCGGAAGCUAGCCAACGCGGUCAGGGUUGACCUGUUUACAUCAGUAGCGAAGUUGUUGCGCGAACUGGUGACUCACCGCCCCGCGGUGGUGGUGGGAAGAGGCCAGGGGGCGGUCGUGGUUUUGGCUGCCUCCAAGCCCUUGAUCGUUGAGGCCGUGCUGCUGGCAAGGGUUUUCCAACGGGAUGAGUGCCGAGCGGUGGCAGCGGCCUGGGGAGCCGUUAAACUGGCGGUGGCGGAGGUCCCAAGGCUGAGUAGGGCGAAGCCGGGUUGGACGGUGCUUUGGGAGGCUUGUCCUGAGUUCAAGCUCUCCUCCCCUAUUGAGCCGUGGCCAGUGGAAGCUGUGUUGCCCAAAGGUACUCCAAGCGUAGUGGAACUUAAGUCGGCGUGUGAAGACUUGAAGAUUUCCGUUGCGGAAGCGAUGGGAACUACGGCUUGGGGCCCUUGGCUGGAACGCGAAACGAAGGAAGCCUGGGAGCACAGUGGAGUCUGCGCGUGCGGACGAAGAACCGCGUUGUUCGGCCAAUGUAUGAAGUGCAUCGCUGAAGAUCUGAGUGAGGACCGUGCCUCAAUAACACCCGAAGCGGGAUCCGUUCCUGGCAUCGAGGUGUUGGCCGGUGCCUCGACAGAUGUCUCUCGUACGGAGCUCUGCCGAGGAGAGCUUCGGACUUGGCUUUCCAGUGGUGACCGAAAGAGCCUGCUGAAAGGAAUGGUUCUGGUUGAGGUCCGCUGGAAGCGAGGAGAGAGGCUGUUGGUGGAGAAGCCCGACGGCUGCAGGAACCGGAGCGGUGUGACAGUGUACGCCUUGGAUGGAAAGCUGCCCUUGGAGCUGUAUCACGUAGUGAGUCCGGAGUGGCCGUUGGACCUCACCCAGCGGACUUUGCACGAAAUUGCCCAGUACGCGAGAGAUCGUGGAGGCUUAGACGAAGCCGGCCGCGACUGCAAGGAAGCCUUGGAGAGCUUCUUCGCGUUCGCCGGCCACUAUGCCCGAGGGCUUGUGGUAACUUGGGAGCAAUUGCCCGAGCGUUUCCGGAAGGGACCGGAGAGCAACGUGCUAUGGUUUGAAGAAAGACCGGAAGGUGGUUGGACUUGGAAGUUUGAGAAGGUCGGCCCAGGGCAUCAACCGAGAAUUGAAGGAAGAAUUUAUCUGGUGCUGGGGGCGGAAACGCGCGACCGAGACCGACUGUUGUUGGUCCCCGGGUCGCCGCCUAUCCCUUAUAGUUUCCAGAAAGAAGGAGCAGCUCCGAGGGACUCGAGAGGGUAUCCCUCCGAGUCCUCGGACGCUGGAGAAAAGGCAGUUAGGGUUCCGGAGCGUUGGCUGGAAGAUGCGGCCCGCGAGCGAGAAAGGACGCGGGGCGAACUGCAGGACCAGACAGACUUCAAAGUGGGAGUCGACCUCCGGGUGACUUGGGCUGCUGAGCAGAAGAAAGACCAAGCCCUCGUUCCUCUGAUAGCUGGUUGUCGUGAAAAGGACCGGGAGAUCGUCGAGCGUUUUCAAAUCGGAGAUGACGGAGUGCUGGAACGCCUCGUUAAAAUCGAUGAAUGGGAAGUGGCUCGAUGGGUUCCCGUGGUUCCUAACGGCAAGGCUUGUGGGGAUAUGACUUGGAAGGAGUUUUGCUUCCGGCAGGCGCACGUUGGACUUAUGGGAGGGCACAAGAAUUGCCGUGACACCCAGCGAGCGCUAAAACGGAUCUGCUGGUGGCAAGACAUGAUGAAGGAGAUUGAAGUGAUGGUGAACGAGUGCCUCACUUGCGCAAAAGGGCGGAAGAGACCAACGAAGCAGGAGAGCGUAAGCGUGAAGCCGACGAACCUAGAAUGCUGGGAGGAAGUGAUGGUGGACUUCGAAGGGCCAAUGCUGCCUGCGGACGCAGCAGGGAACCGAUAUGUUCUCUCGUAUGUGGACAUGGUUUCCCACAGUGUUCUCUUUGAGCCGUGCCGGGACCUUACCAGGCAGGAAGUUCGUCGAGCGUUUUCGAAGCUGAUGUUUCGAUCCCGCACGGCGCCCCGGGUUCUGAGAUCGGAUCGGGGACAGGAAUUCGGAAGCGUUGUCUUUCAGGAGUACUGUGCCGUGGUUGGGAUUCAGCAGAAGUUUGCGGCCCCUCUUCGUCCGGUUGAAAUGGGAGCUUGCGAGCGGCUUCACCAAGAAUCGCAGAAGCUGCUCGGGGUUUUGCUUCAUGAUGUGUGUGGGGCUUAUCCGCACGAAUGGAGCGAACUCCUCCCCGUGGUAGAAUUUCUUCUGGCCACGACGCCCACGCAAGCGGGAAUAGCUCCGCGUGACCUGGAAAGAGCUUGGUCCAUGGCGAUUCCUUUGGAACGGGACCUGGAGCCUUUUACCGUACCUGAAUGGGAACCCGUGUCAGAGUACGCGGCUCGACUGUUCAGGCGAUAUAGGGAGCUCCGGGUGAAGGUCCUGAACCACCGAGCCGAGGAGUCUGCUAAGCGAGCCUCCCUGCUCAACCGCUACAGGGUGUCCAAGCAGCUCGCGGUGGGUGACGUGGUGGUCCUUCGUGACCCCCGCACCACCUGA